AUGGAGAAGAUUGAAUCAGAUCUGUGCGACAAGGUCCAAGCCCAGGUCCUGUAUGGACCAAAAGACUUACGCUUGGUUUGCAGCCUUCCAAAUCCGACAGAACCUCGUGCUUAUGAAUACUUCCAGGUCUCACAGCCCAUCAGUCCCCCUCUCGUCGAGGAAGUCCAGAUUGCGAUGAAAGCAACGACUCUCUGCGGAUCCGACCUCCAUUACUACACACAUUUCCGCAACGGAGACAUUGAGAUCAAGCAGCCGCUCUCUCAAGGCCACGAAUGCGCGGGUCUAGUGGUUGCCGUCGGAUCCGGGGUUGAGGCCAAGUAUGGACUCCACGUGGGGGACCGAGUGGCCGUGGAGGCUGGCGUACCCUGCGACGAGUGCGAGGUGUGCUUAGAGGGGGCCUACAACGUAUGCGAGAAGAUGCGAUUCCGCAGCAGCGCGACGGCUUUCCCGCAUUACCAAGGCACCUUGCGGGAGCGGUUCAAUCAUCCCGCCAAAUGGGUUCACAAACUACCAGACUCUCUAACCUAUGUCGAUGGUGCGCUGCUUGAACCCCUGGCGGUCGCCAUCCACGCAGUUCGAAAGGCAGCUGCCAAGCCCAUGGCCACGUGUUUGGUCAUUGGAGCCGGUGCGGUGGGCCUUCUCUGCGCGGCCACAGCCAAAGGCUCGGGGUACGGCCGAGUCGUCAUGGCCGAUAUUGCACAGAACCGGCUCGCAUUCGCACUUGAGAACGGAUUUGCCGAUGAGACAGUGACUCUGCACGCGAGAAAGCCGCAGAGUCUCGGCGAGGGGUUGGCAUUUGCCAAAGAAGACGCCGCAGGACUGGUGGCCAAGAACCAUGGCGACAAAUUCGCGAGAGUCUUCGAAUGCACCGGCGUAGAAGGCUGUGUAAGAACGGCCAUUCAUGUGAGCUACAAGGAUAUAAUUUGCUCGUUCUUCCGUGGCACUGACUGGAAGGUAUAG
Molecule: messenger RNA, 960 nt
Organism: Lasiodiplodia theobromae
Lineage: Eukaryota; Fungi; Ascomycota; Dothideomycetes; Botryosphaeriales; Botryosphaeriaceae
Product: L-iditol 2-dehydrogenase
Exons: 2
Coding region: 1-960 (319 amino acids)
Biological process (GO): D-sorbitol catabolic process
Molecular function (GO): L-iditol 2-dehydrogenase (NAD+) activity; zinc ion binding
Source: RefSeq, a predicted model, not a curated record